GUUAAUUCUUCCUUUUCUGUUAGUUACUCUUAGGCCACAUUUAGUCACAGUGCCUUAAAAUUUCGUCAUCAGUCAUCCGCGCUUUAAAAUAACGAUACAGUUUUCGUACAAUCGCUGCUGCGUUUUUCACGCUUUGCUUACUUCAUUCGACUUCGCUGACCUUUGAGUGAUUCAAUUCCAACUAUAUUAAUUCCUAAUCGACCUGCCCUUUUGACUGAAACUCCAAGGUCAAUCUCUUCGGUUUGCCAAUUAGCCGCAUUCGCAGUGAAUCAUUCGUCGUCGGUGUCGUCGUAGCAAAACCAAGCUAAUUCUGAAACCAAUAAAGCAGACAAACCAACAAACGAACGAAAAUGAUUUGCCGCAGUAGGAAGGAAGACUUGCUUCGCACGAUGAUGGUGCCAACCGUCAUUACUAUGUUCAUCGCCAUGUGGUCCUUGUCGACUGCAACUCAUUCGAAGAAUAGCACGGUCCACGAUUUUCCCCUGUGCAAACCAGGUCUAUUCGACUGUCAGGAGUCGGUUGCUAAGUGCGUUUCGGCCAGUUGGAUUUGUGAUGGAGAAGUGGAUUGCCUGGAGUCGGGUCUGGAUGAAAGACAGUCGUGCUGUGCCGAGGGUAAACAGUUCGAGUGUCUCGAGGAUGGGCUGUGUGUGGAUAUGAAGUACAGGUGUGACUCAUUCGCAGACUGCAGUGACUCAUCGGACGAGAGGGAGUGUAGUGACUGUGAGGCGAGAGGACUGUUCCAAUGCAAGAGUGAUAGAUGUAUCGAUCCAGUGUUCGUGUGCGACGAAGAUAAUGACUGCGGUGACUUCUCUGACGAGAUCAACUGCAACUCACGACAUCCGAAUGCAUUCACGUGUCAAAGUGGAGAGUUGAUGGUGACCUCUGACAAACUGUGCGAUGGCUUCAGCGACUGUGGAGACUUGUCGGAUGAAGUGGGAUGUGAACCUUGCGAGCCAUUCCACUUUCCAUGCCAGGACAACCUAGGUUGUGUGCUCGUGUUUGACCUCUGUGACGGAGAGCCGCAAUGCCUUGACGGCUCGGACGAAAUGUGGUGCGAAGAGUGUGCAAACAGUGGCGAUUUCAAGUGCAAAAAUGGAGAGUGCAUUUCCCGUGCAAAGGUGUGCGAUUACGUUGAUAAUUGCGGUGACAAAUCUGACGAGAACAUCUGCUCUUGCAAACCUGGAAACGACUUCAGAUGCACGUCGGGUAUCCGAAACCACCUGAAUGCUUCCAAUUUGCGGUGUAUCCCUGAUGAAUGGAUUUGUGAUGGCACUUACGACUGCAAAGAUGGCGAGGAUGAGAAGCCGGCGAUGUGUUUCCAGGAAGGUUCGGGUUCCGAGAAGAUCCACGAGUGUGAGUCGGAUGAGUUUGAGUGUUCAGACAAGCAUUGCAUCAAAACAAGCGAAGUGUGCGAUGGCAUUGAACAGUGCUUCAGGGGUGAAGAUGAAGUUGCAUGUCCUAAUAAUUGUCCACGGGGGAAGUACGAACUCUGCCUUACCACCGAUGAAUGUAUUUCUUACGACCAAUUCUGCGAUGGGAAGCAGGACUGUGCCGACAACCACGAUGAGUCAUACACUAACGGCUACUGCUUCUGUAGCGGGAUCCUAUGCGGUAACAAGUGCGUCCCGGUUGAAAAAAUUUGCGACUCCACUUGGGACUGUAAGCAUGGUGAAGAUGAAAUCGAAUGCACGAAAUGCCGAACUAAUUUACAAAGCACGAGUCACCUUAUGGACCAAACAGUGUUCGUAACAAGCUUGAUUAAAGAAACCUACACACAAAUGGAUAGCUUCCAAAUAUACUUUGCUGCUUUGGUUGAUAAGUUAACUUCUGCGUUCGGGGUUCAAGAUUCGCCUUUUCAUAUCGACGUUGAAGCUCAUGAUCCAGAUGCGCAGAAAUUAGUCGAGGAGGCACAGAAGUUUUUAAUCUCCAUUGUUUCUCAACGACAAGUUCUGAGUCAAUUUAUGUCUGUAAUGAUGGAGUUGAGAUUGACAGAUGAAACACUUCCUGUGUACAUUCGCUCUGAAACUCCAGCUAAACAAAAUGUCCCAAGACAGAAAAGGUACAUCAUCGAACGGACAGAAGCAAGCGAGGCUUACGACGAUUUGGUUAACCGUGUUAAAUACUUGAGAGAAAAAGCUACCGACUCAGUUCAGACGUUAAGCGCCAUAACUAAGAUGUUGCAUUACGAUUUCUCGACUUGUAAGGACCACGGAUACUUUGCCGGCAUGCAGAAUAAGAAGCGUUCCAUGCGUGAAGUCUUCACUGCACUUUCAAUGGUGCAAAAUGAUGUACCUCGUGAGAAAGUUCACGAGUUUAUCGAAAUGCUGUACAGUUUGGACGACCAAUUGAAACAACUGAUUGUUUCAGUUCAGAAAUUCGAUUAUGUAAUCGCGUCUUUGACUUUCCUAAUCGAUGAUGCAGGAUCGAAACUGCAGUCUAUGGUAACGGAAGAACUGAGUGUUCCGACUGACACGAAAAAGGAGGAAAAGCAAGGCAAGUUGCAGUACAGAUCCAGUUGGAAUAAUGAGAAACUUGAUAGAUAUCAUAAGAAGUAUAAUAAAGAAACACCAUACAAAGGAUAAUUUAUCAAACUAAGUAAUUUAUUGUUCA
Symsagittifera roscoffensis is the source of this 2610-nucleotide messenger RNA. Its product is annotated as sortilin-related receptor-like. Bases 351 to 2582 code for a protein of 743 amino acids. Gene Ontology annotation, molecular function: protein binding. Gene Ontology annotation, cellular component: plasma membrane. NCBI's taxonomy places the organism in Eukaryota, Metazoa, Xenacoelomorpha, Acoela, Convolutidae. The record is from RefSeq and is a predicted model, not a curated record. The transcript has 6 exons.